Chrysoperla carnea is the source of this 1302-nucleotide messenger RNA. RefSeq names its product LIM homeobox transcription factor 1-beta-like. Gene Ontology annotation, cellular component: nucleus. The record is from RefSeq and is a predicted model, not a curated record. NCBI's taxonomy places the organism in Eukaryota, Metazoa, Arthropoda, Insecta, Neuroptera, Chrysopidae. The transcript is spliced from 6 exons. The coding region runs from base 1 to 1302 and encodes 433 amino acids. Gene Ontology annotation, biological process: regulation of transcription by RNA polymerase II; neuron differentiation. Gene Ontology annotation, molecular function: RNA polymerase II transcription regulatory region sequence-specific DNA binding; DNA-binding transcription factor activity, RNA polymerase II-specific.
AUGUCCAAAGAAAUAAUUACAAAUCUUGACAACAACAACAGUAGUAGUGGAUUGGCAGUGCCUGUAACUACAAUGGGUCCAAUAUUAAUGUCAUUAAGUGCACGUAACGCUAGUAAUAAUAAUAAUAAUAAUAAUAAUAAUGUUACGUCAUCAUGUAUAAAUGUUAUGGUAUGCGGUGCUUGUUGUCGUCCAAUCACAGAUCGUUAUAUAAUGCGUGUCUUGGAUGUGUCAUACCAUGAACAUUGUUUACAAUGUUUUGUGUGUGGCAUACGUUUGGCACAUACAUGUUUUACACGUGAUGCUAAAUUAUAUUGUAGAUUAGAUUAUGACAGAUUAUAUGUGAAGAAAUGUUUGGGUUGUUCAGAACGGAUAGCACCCGAAGAAUUAGUAAUGCGUGCAGUGGACAGUGUGUUUCAUUUACGUUGUUUUAUAUGCGUUGUAUGUGGAGCACGUCUUCUAAAAGGUGAUCAAUUCGUUGUUAAACAGGGUCAAUUGUUUUGUCGUCCUGAUUAUGAAAAAGAAGUUGAAAUGUUACAAGGAUAUUCACAAGGUGAUUAUUUAUGCGAUGAUCUAUUACCAAAUGUCCGUUCACACGAUGGUCGUCGUGGUCCAAAACGACCGAGAACCAUUCUGACAACACAACAAAGAAGAGCAUUUAAAGCAUCGUUUGAACUUAGCCCAAAACCAUGUAGAAAAAUACGUGAAACGUUAGCAAAAGAAACUGGGCUUAGUGUUCGCAUUGUACAGGUAUGGUUUCAGAAUCAACGUGCCAAAAUGAAGAAAAUACAGAAGAAGGCACGUCAAGAUAAUAAGAUAAUGCCGAAUAGUAAUAAAGAUGAUUCGGAGAACAAUGAAGAUAGUAAAUCGGAUAUCAAAUUACAAGUCAAAGAAGAGGAACGCAGUCCAUCUGGGAUGAAUCAAUAUUUGAAUGAAAGUGGUAGCGAUACAGAACAAGACGAUAUGCGACAUUUUCUACCAACAGUUAAACAAGAGAAUAUGGAUAGUGAAGAUAGCUUUUUCAAAACAUCUUCAAAUAAUUCCUUACAUGAAUUUCCAGGGACGAGUGGUAUCCCUCCCAAACAAGAACAUAAUUUUCUAACUUCGUUUCCAUAUAGUGCAGAUCCUUCAACGCAACAUCAUCUAUUUUUAUCAAAUGGUCCACACACAAUAACUGAUUCAUCUAACACUGCCUAUGGUGGCCAUUCACAUGGUAUGGGUGGCCUGAAUCCAAUUGAUAAAUUGUAUUCAAUGCAGAAUUCAUAUUUUUGUGGCGAGGAUACAUCAUCAUUAAUGGAACAAUGA